This is a messenger RNA of Vitis vinifera (wine grape), 1320 nucleotides long. RefSeq names its product UPF0481 protein At3g47200. The record is from RefSeq and is a predicted model, not a curated record. Lineage: Eukaryota; Viridiplantae; Streptophyta; Magnoliopsida; Vitales; Vitaceae. The transcript has a single exon. Bases 1 to 1320 code for a protein of 439 amino acids.
AUGGAGGAUGAAAACAUUGCAUCAGAACAAAGUGAAAGAAGAGAGGCCAAUGGAAAUGCAGACAGCUUAUUAGCAGCUAGCAUCAACGAAAAACUAAGUACCCUUACAUCCUUACCAUCUCAGUGUUGUAUCUAUAGAGUGCCUGACACACUCCGCCGAGUAAAUGAAGAAGCCUUUGUGCCUCGAAUCCUCUCAAUUGGCCCUGUCCACCAUGGGAAAAAAAGGCUACGAGACAUGGAAGGUCAUAAAUGGCAAUACCUUAAGGCGCUUCUCCAGCGAAAACCGGGAACAAUGGUAGAACGCUAUGUUAAAGCCAUGAGGGAGUUGGAAGCAAGAACAAGAGGAUGUUACGCAGAGAUCAUCAAAUUUGACAGUGAUGAAUUUGUCACAAUGAUGCUUCUUGAUGGCUGCUUCAUCAUAGAGCUCUUCCUCAAAAACAAGAAUAAGCAAUUGAGGGAUGAAGACGACCCUAUAUUCAAUAGAACUAUGGUACUCACGGAUCUUCAUCGUGACCUCAUAUUACUGGAGAAUCAGCUACCCUUCUUUGUUCUUGAGACUUUGUUUAAUCUAAUUGAGAAUACCGACCAAGAAGGUCCUUCCACCUCUGUCCUUGAGCUCACCUAUGUUUUUUUCAAAUUUCUAGGUCUUCAAGAAGUUUUGAUCAGAGACUCUCAGCCUGAUGUGAAGCAUUUGCUAGAUCUAUUACGACUAUGGUUUGUACCACCUUCUUCAACCAAGUCAACUAGUAAGAGUAAGUUUGAGCUCAUACGUAGCGUGACAGAACUGCAUGAGGCUGGAGUGAAGUUCAGGAUGGGAACAGUAAGUUGUUUGAUGGAGAUAAAAUUCAUAAAUGGGGUUCUGGAAAUUCCACCUUUAACCAUUGAAGACACUACUGAUUCUCUCCUUGGCAAUCUUAUAGCCUUUGAGCAGUGUUGCAAUCGCUUCACUCCUCAUUACAUCACUGACUAUGUGAUUCUCAUGGAAUAUCUCAUAAACUCUCCAAAGGAUGUUGCGCUGCUAAGUCGAUAUGGGAUCAUCAACAACUUGUUAGGUGACAAUGAGGGGGUGUCCCAUCUCUUCAAGAAGCUGGGAAAAGAAGUGGUGUUUAACAGUGACAAAUUUCAAUUCUCAAAUCUUUGCCGUGAUGUGAAUAAAUAUCAUAAGACUCGUUGGCAUAUAUGGAGAGCAACUUUAAGGCGAGAUUAUUUCAACAAUCCCUGGGCAAUAAUUUCAUUUAUUGGUGCAGUUCUUCUCCUCUUCUUCACAUUGAUCCAAACUGUGUGUUCUCUCCUUUCUCUAAAGAAAGGAAACAACAAGUAG